This is a messenger RNA of Notothenia coriiceps (black rockcod), 1745 nucleotides long. It is a transcript of the gene twf2, whose product is annotated as twinfilin actin binding protein 2. The transcript has 9 exons. The record is from RefSeq and is a predicted model, not a curated record. Gene Ontology annotation, cellular component: actin filament; myofibril; cytoplasm. NCBI's taxonomy places the organism in Eukaryota, Metazoa, Chordata, Actinopteri, Perciformes, Nototheniidae. The coding region runs from base 258 to 1316 and encodes 352 amino acids. Gene Ontology annotation, molecular function: actin monomer binding; actin filament binding. Gene Ontology annotation, biological process: positive regulation of neuron projection development; barbed-end actin filament capping; actin filament depolymerization.
UUGAGCGAUGCCCCUUCUCACACUAACACACACUCUACAAGAGCAGACACACUCGGCGAACCUCUUUCUCAGAACUGAAUUUAGUCUGAUCAUCUGAAGUAAAUAACUUUUUUUAACAGGCUUCCCUUUUUGAAGUUCAGUGUCUCUUGACUGGACUGCAUAUUUGGGCCUGGUGCUGUGGAGCUCCAGUCCAUUGAGUUGCUUUUUCCUCACCCGUACUCCAGUGCUUGGUGGGAGGAAGACACCGCUGACCCGAGAUGUUCCUCGCACUAGUGGUGACGCCAGAGCUGAGGGAGUUUCUGACCAGAGCGAGAGGUGGAGCACUCCGCCUCCUCAAGGUGUGCAUCCAAGACGAGCAGCUGGUGCUGGGGGCCUGCAGAGAGCCGGAAAAGAGCUGGGAGCAGGACUAUGACCACUUCCUGCUUUCUCUCCUUUACGACCAGGAGCCCUGCUACAUCCUGUACCGUCUCGACUCCCAGAAUGCACAGGGCUACGAGUGGAUCUUCAUAUCAUGGUCUCCUGAUCAGUCUCCAGUGAAACAGAAGAUGUUGUAUGCUGCCACCCGUGCCACAGUAAAGAAGGAGUUUGGAGGUGGCCAUGUGAAGUACGAGAUGUUUGGCACAACCGAGGAGGACAUUUGUUUGCUGGGAUACCAGCGCCAUGUGUCCUCCUGCUCAGGUCCUGCCCCGCUCACACUUGCUGAACAAGAGCUGCAGAGGAUUAAAAUCACAGAGUGCCGGGUUAAACAGGUGAAGACAGAGAUCAGCGUGGAGAGUAAGCACCAGACACUUCAGGGUCUAGUUUUCCCUCUGCAGGAGACUGCCAAAAGAGCCUUGCAGCAACUUGCCCAAAAACGCAUCAACUACAUUCAACUGAGGUUGGAUGUACAGAAGGAGACAAUCGAGCUGGUCCACUCCAACCCGACAGAAACUCGUGAAUUGCCCCACAGAGUUCCCAAAGACACUCCCAGAUAUCACUUCUUCCUUUAUAAGCACUCCCACGAAGGAGACUACCUGGAAUCUGUUGUGUUCAUAUACUCCAUGCCAGGAUACAGCUGUAGCAUUAAGGAGCGGAUGUUGUAUUCAAGCUGCAAGAGUCGACUACUAGAGGACGUGGAGAAAGAUUACCAUUUGGAAGUUGCUAAAAAGUUGGAGAUCGAUGACGGAGACGAACUGACUGAGGACUUCCUGUAUGACGAGGUCCAUCCCAAGCAGCAUGCUCACAAACAGGCCUUCGCUAAGCCCCGCGGCCCAGCAGGAAAAAGGGGACACAAGCGCCUCAUUAAGGGGACAGGAGGCACCCUACAGAACAGCUAGAGGCGGACCCCUUCCUCCCCAUAGUCCCCAGACCCUCUAACACCCAUAGGCCCAGAGGAAUGAGCACAGUGGUGGACUUCCUCUGCUGCUUGUGUACAACACUUGUGCUUUAUAAAUAUGUUUUUGAUUAUACAAUAAUAAGUCAAAUACAGUAUAUGUCUCUCCCACAGACAUAUCAAGUCUUAUAAAGACAAACUAUAGAUAACAUGUGUAAGAAAACAUGACACAAAUCCCUAAUCAAAAAACAAUCAGGCUAAACACUGACAGAUUAGCUUGUUGUUGUUGUAUAGCUAAUCUGUCUGGUUCUUUCAUAUGUCAAAAAUUGAUUUCUGCCGUUUACAACAUACAGAUUACAAGUUUUGUAUCAGCAAUGUUUGUAUGAGAAUAUGAAAGGAAAUUCCAAAUAAAUGUUGUUUAUACUGUGAUCUU